Molecule: messenger RNA, 473 nt
Organism: Aspergillus ruber CBS 135680
Lineage: Eukaryota; Fungi; Ascomycota; Eurotiomycetes; Eurotiales; Aspergillaceae
Exons: 3
Coding region: 117-377 (86 amino acids)
Source: RefSeq, a predicted model, not a curated record
ACCCAAGACGCAAAAAGAUCGACUCUUCGUCAGACUUUGAUUUGAACAGUUUCACCCCUAUUAGCCAUGUUCAUAGUGGGUCAUUGAAUCAGUACUACAAAACCCCUUUGUAAUUGAUGAUGGUCACCGGGAUGUGGGCAAAUGGGGGGCAAAGUUCACAGUCCGCAGCAAUUGAUCUCACAAUACACUAUGGGACAUGGGACGCCUCUACCGCAGAGGCAUGUAGUUCCUGUGCUUGGCCGAUUCCGACAUACCAAGCAAUUCUACUACACAUAAUUUUCACUCUAAUAUAUAAGGGCCGAGAUUCGUUAGGAUUUGACCUGGAGCCCUUUCUCCCGCCUUCUGACAUGGAGCUCCUCGAGUGCCUUGUUAGUUAACUUGUUUCAUAUGUCUGGAUCAGCAUUGAAGAGGUUAAACGGUUCAAUCUGACCUUGUACAAAGUUUAUGACAUGGUGAACAGACCAGCAGCCAGG